Trichoderma breve is the source of this 381-nucleotide messenger RNA. RefSeq lists its product as uncharacterized. The record is from RefSeq and is a predicted model, not a curated record. Lineage: Eukaryota; Fungi; Ascomycota; Sordariomycetes; Hypocreales; Hypocreaceae. The transcript is spliced from 2 exons. The coding region runs from base 1 to 381 and encodes 126 amino acids.
AUGAAACUUCCACUCCUUGAAACGACAGAAAUUCCUUCAAUAGAUGUUGCCCCCGAUACAGGCAAAUGGGUCGUUGCUUCUCUCUUGAAGAAGUCGGAAGCAUUGGGACAGCACUUUGUCCUGGCGGAGGGAUGGUACACAGUCAAAGACAUUUGCGAGAUUUUCUCUCGAGUUACAGGCAAGACUUUAAGACUCGAACAUCUGUCUGACUCUGAAUAUACUGCUUCCGUGGGGCAAGAAAUGUCCGAGGCUUGGCAACUACUGCGAGACUUUGAGUAUUUCGGCCCAUCAGCCAAGAAGCGACCUUUGGAGGCAACUCAAUUCCUAUUCGACAGAACUACCACGUUGGAAGAAUACCUCCGCAAAUCAGCACUUUGGUAG